Messenger RNA from Nicotiana attenuata, 2091 nucleotides. RefSeq lists its product as uncharacterized. Lineage: Eukaryota; Viridiplantae; Streptophyta; Magnoliopsida; Solanales; Solanaceae. The record is from RefSeq and is a predicted model, not a curated record. The transcript has a single exon. Bases 329 to 961 code for a protein of 210 amino acids.
CCCCUAUGUACAUAUCACUAAAAAGUUUUCUUACUCCUCACAUUAAAUGUUUAAUUAGGGAUAGUUUAGUCAUAAUAGGUAAUUUUGUAUAGAAUUUAAUAUUUUCUUAAUGGGCGCGCUAAAAGUAAAUUGGACACUUAUUGUGAACCGGAGGGAGUAAUUUUAUAUAUCAAAAUUGUAAAUACUUAACAAUUAGUAAUAAUUUUUAUCAUUUCUCAAGGAACCAUCAAGUGCAUGCACUAAUUAAUGUUUAGCCGCCUCAGCAUCAUUUUCAAAUCUAAGAGGCUAAAGUUUAAAACUCCUGAAUCUUAAGUUUGCAGGAUCAGCGAUGGCGCUUCCGUCGGCAUUCAGUGAAAGACUUGAACAGAUGGAGCAGAGCAGAAGCGAGCGUCUCUCUGUUCUUCAGUUGGAGAAAGAGCUCCAGCAAAGCAAGUCUCAGGUGUUGGCCUCGAGAAUUUCCAACAUCGCAUCCAUGGAACAGCGUUGCCUCAAGCUUGAUCGCAAAAUUGCUUCUCAAUACUUGUUUAUCUCUUCUCUCAAGUCUCGCCUCCACCGCCUUGAUGCUGAUUAUCUCCAGAAUCUUCAGAAACACAGGGAUUUGAAGGAUGAGGUAGACAACUUGGAAGAGUUAGAGAAAGAGGAACAGAGCUAUUACAGUUUAGAAAGUCGAGAAAUGGAGGAAUUCAGGGAGCAGGUGGCAAAUUUCCUGGUUGAAUGUCAUGUACAGGUGGAGGAAUUGAGGAAUCAGGUCAAUGAGCUCAAGGCUAGAUUUGCAGAACUUCAAUGCAACCUUAACCAUUCAAAUAAUUCUGAGAUUGCUGCUGGUGAGAUGAGAAAAACACAACUUCUCGCUACCAAGCAGAAUUUGAAGAAAAGCUUGGCAUUGAAUUACCAACUGCGGGAGCAGUUAAAUAACCUACUUCUCAGUACAUUGAUGGGCCAAAGUCGAGAGAAAAACUGAUUUUGUCAGUCAAAGAAGCUUUUACUGCAAAAAAUGCAGAUUUAGAAAAGAGAUUGAUUAGAAAAUCGUGAAUGGCAUGAACAGUACUCUGAACUCAUCUGUAGCUGUACAGGUUAGAUGUUACUCCCUCCGUUCAAUUUAACGAGUUAGUUUGACGUCUUAAAAGCUUAAGGGUUAAAAGCUUUAUGGUACUGAUAUAAUUAUAAAAACUUAUUAUUAAAAGUAAAAUAGGUAAAAUAAAAAGGCGAAAUACAUAAAUGACCCCUUCAAGUUAUCCACAACGGUCAUUUGAACACCUCAACAGACUCUUUUACCAUUUUAACACUUCAAGUAGCUAUUAAAUGUAUCAAGUAAAUACCCGGCCUAGUCAGCCCAUCUCGCGUGUGACACACAGUCCGAAACGCGCGUUGCAUACCAAAUUAUGUUUUUUUUGUUUUUAAAAUUAAUUUGAAGUGGGCCCCAAAACUCCAACAUCUUCUUCCAACCAUUACAGAAUCAGUUGGCCAUUAUCGCCCCCUUCGCUACCACCGUGACUGUCAAACCCACAUUAGCAAACAAAAGUUUCAUCAGAUUAAAGCCCAUCAUUAACCAAAAAAUUGUUAAACUCAUAAUUCAUGAAUGAAAUCUCAGUAGAAUUACUUCAUCCAUCCAUUUUCGAAAGAUGUGAAACCCGGUUGCUUGAAUCAAAAAAUCAACUAGACACCAAUUCAAGAAAAAUUUACCCAAGAAUUUAGAAUACUCUACAAAGAAUAAUAAUUGAAAAUCCAAGUUUUGAAUCAAUGAAAUAAGAGAGAGAAGAAUGAAGACCAAAAGGUAGACAGAUAGAGGUCGCCCGAGCUGCCAAGCUUCGUCAAUAAGGAAAAGAUCAGAAAGGUUGGGAUGAAAUUGGUUAGUUGGGAUCUUUAAUUGGUUAGUUGUAGAAUAAGAAAAAAAUGGGAUGAAAUAAAGGGGAAGUCAGAAAGGGGAUGAAGAAAAAUAUUUGCGGUGAAGUAGGCACGGGUAUCAACGUCUAAGCUGCUGUUGGGAAAUCUGCACAGAUAGGAUCGCGGGGGGCGGGGAGAAAAUUUCCUAUUACCCUAACGUGAGACUGCCCCUCCAUUCAUCUCCUUCUUCCCUCACUCCCCCCUCCC